This is a messenger RNA of Drosophila navojoa, 3012 nucleotides long. RefSeq lists its product as uncharacterized. The record is from RefSeq and is a predicted model, not a curated record. Gene Ontology annotation, cellular component: extracellular region. Lineage: Eukaryota; Metazoa; Arthropoda; Insecta; Diptera; Drosophilidae. Gene Ontology annotation, molecular function: chitin binding.
GUAAACGAUAAAGUCGCAAAACGCGCAACAUUGCGCCUCGUCGUUGGCUCGUCUCGUGCGUGCAUUCCAUGUGAAUAUCUACUUUAACUAGCAGCUUAGGCACUUCGGAUAAUUCCCCCUCCUAACUUUGGAUAUUAUAAAUUACGCUUUCGGCUGUGGAUAUACGCCCCGAUUUUGGAUUAAUUAACUACGAAAAGCGCCAUGUCGACUAUUAAAUAUCAAAUGAGCGCACUUCUACUGGCCACCGCAAUGGCCCUGCUGUGCGGCCAAGUGUUGGGGCAGGCCCAGCUGCUGGACGAGGACGAGGAUGUCUUUGGCAGGCCCUGGCCCACCUACAGUCUGCAGAAUAUGCCCAAGACGCAGUUCACCUGCCGCGACAAGAUACUUGGCGGCUACUAUGCCGAUCCUGAGACGCAGUGUCAGAUGUUCCAUGUCUGCGUCAAGCUGCCCGGAGUGGGGCUCUCACAUCGAAGAGUUAAUUCGUUUGUCCAACAGGUGCAGGACUAUCGCUUCCUCUGCCCAAACAGCACGGCCUUCGAUCAGGAGCUGCAGAUCUGCGCCAACUGGGCGGACGUCGAUUGCGACAAGUCCACGUCGCUCUAUCUGAACGAUUUGUAUCGCUCGGUGGACGAGAGCAAGAGCGUUAAUCAGGAGGAUGAGUCCACCUUCCAUUUGCAGCGCGCCGAAAGUGGUGAUGUGCGUCGCUCCAAGGAGAAUCGCGUCGAUCAAAAGUCGCGCCCCAGACAUAAUUAUGCGGUGACUGCUUCCAGUUCCAAUGCGGACAAUGCGCCGACAACCAAACGACCCAUCACUAGCUAUUAUACGCCCACGACAACCACGACCACAACAACAACAACCACGGAACGUAACUACUACAAUAACAAUAACAACAACUACAACAACAACAACAACAACUACAACGACGACUCAAAGCAAGACAUCGAUGAUAUCUUUAAAGGUUCCCACAGCUCGCACUUCUUUGCCAAUCGGCAUGGCGGGCGCGAAUUUGACGAGGAGCCGCCGCGUCCCAGGCCCAACGACUUCAACGAUUACAAUCGCAAGACCACUGAGGCGGCUAGCAAGACGCGUGUUACGCCCACACGUGGCCAGCGCACCAGCCAGAGUCCCAGUGCCAGUGCAGGCACCAGCACCACAGUUGCUCCCUCAACGAAAUCCGUGAAGAAGAUAACGCUGCAUGCUUCCUUCAAUACAGGCUUCCAGGACUAUACGCAGCACUACAAGUCGACCACGCCCAGCACCUUGGCGCCCACAGCGAGCACCACACCGCGCCUGGGCAGCGGCAUCACCAGCCGCUUCAGCUUCGGCUCCAAUGACUAUCAGACCCAGGAGCGCAUCCAGCCAACCACAUAUAAUCCGAACAAUGGUUUUCGCUACAAGAGCACGGAGCAGCCGUCCAGCUCGACCAAGCUGACGGGCAAGAACGCCCAGGACUUUGACAAGGAGACCACCAGACGACACAAGCCCACUGUGUCGGCACGCAAGCAGAAACUCGGCCCGCAGGAGUCGAACUACAUCAAUCACAACGAGUUCGCUGAGCUGGCCAAGCCGCAGCCAUUCCAGGCCAACCAAGGUGCAGCCCGGAAGCCCGCCCAGCUGGAGCCGCAGUAUCAACGGCCUCGCUCCCAAUCAACCGCACAGCAGCUGACGCGCGUGGGCAGCCAGGAGCCGUCGCCAUUCAAGUCCUCGUCGAGCGGCUCUGCCUCCAAUGCCAAGCCGCGCGCCUUCACCAGCCGCGGCAGCAUCACCUACAAGGCGACCACCCAGCGCUAUGCCGACGAUGAGUUCUACUAUCCGACCACCACCAGCACUGCGAAUCCCAGCAAGAAGUUGUCCACGCAGGCCUUGAGGGAUGCCUUUACGCCCACCACCUUCAAGCCGACGACGUACAAGAAGGCCUACGAGCAGAGCUUCUAUCAGGUGCAGCAAACGCAGCGCCCCAGCCAGAGUCCGAGCUCCAAGAGGACGACGGCUGUGACGCCUGCGCUGCCCACCACAGCCAAUCCGUACGCCAAUAUAGAUGAGGAUGACGGACAGUACCAUCCGGAGCUGUAUGAGAGUGAUUUCCCACGCAACCGCUUCAAGUUUCUGCGCAAUCGAUCAACUACCAGCCCCACGACCUCCACGAGCACCACCAGCGCUCCCGUCUCGAGCAGGCAGCCGCAUGGGUUUCAGCAGGCGCACAGCCACCUGAGGAGCCAGCAGCAGUCCGCCUAUCAGAAGCAGCAUGAGCAGGAGCAAUCGGAUCUGAGCGACGAGGAUGAGCUCUUCAAGACGGCACAAUCGCUCAACUUUGGCGCUGCCAGCAUCAAUAAGCUACGCGCUGAUAUCUACAAGGCGGAGAAGACCUCGCAGCAGUAUAACUCCCAGUACAGUCCACAGUUGGCGCCAUCUAGUCCGAAGACGACCGCCCAGGUGACCAGCUCCACCACAACAUCAACGACAAGCACUACAACCACAACAAGACGCCCCACAACAAGCACAACGAAAGCGACAACAACAACAACCACCACCAGCUCUCUGGUGGAGUCUAAGAAAUCGGCCAAGAGCAAAAAGGAGGACAAGAAGAGCAAGCGGCCGCCAUAUGCCGACGAGGAUACCAGCUACGACUACGCCUACUACGACACGGCCUGAGCUCCAGCUCAGCAGCAGCAUCGGCAUACGCCCAGCUCAGCUCAGCCUAGCCCAGUCCCCAAACUACAUAGCCCUUAAUUUGUAUGCCUUCAUCGCAAACUAACAAUGUUAGCACACACACUUGAAUCCUCUCCAGCAGCAACUAUAUAGGUGCCACAGUAUUUUAUAUAUACGUAUACACAAAUCAAAAUAACUUCCCGUUUAGAUUCAGCUAUUGCUCGCAUUUUUUCAUCGUCUUCGGCUAUUCGUGGCCUCUGAAUACCCAUUAACACUCGCGUACAUUCAUUCAAUCAGAUGCGUUCGUUCUAAUGAAUUUCCAUGCGUGUAUCUAGUUAUUUAAAUAAAACAAACAUAUUUUUA